UCUGCAAUCGAUAGUUUUGUGCAAAACUAUCGAUUUUAUUAAUCCAUUCAAUUUUUCGCUCUAGCUACAUCCUUACAAAUGUCAAACUCAAUGUCAAAAUUGACAAAAAACCGGCGGGAAUAGAUGUGUAACGUCAAUAGGUUAUGUAUUUGUUUGCGUCUGUGUUUAUUUCAAUAUUUAACUAAAAAUGUGUGAGCUCAAUACAGCGAACUUUACUUCUAAGCAAAUAAAGCUAAUAAGAAAGUAUUUGAAGCUGAGAAUAAUGGAGGACAACGUUACAUUUCGUGGUCACGAACAGGAAUGGAACCAUGUUUACGAUUUAAUGAAGAGAACAGUUUUGCAAGGCGAAUCGCACUCGGCUUUAUUAAUAGGGCCUAGAGGCAGUGGAAAGACUACCUUAGUGAACUCAGUUCUACACCGGCUGGGGAAGGAAGCGGACCUCGCCAGCGAUGCCAUCAUUGUGAAGCUGAACGGCCACUUGCACCAUGAUGAUAAGGUGGCGCUCAAGUCUAUUACAGCUCAGAUGCAAUUAGAGAACGCAGUAGGCGACCGAGUGUUCGGCACGUUUGCCGAGAACCUCUCCUUCCUCCUCUCCUGCUUGAAGAGUGCGGAUAGCCACAGCAAAAGCAUGAUAUUCCUUCUAGAGGAGUUCCACGCGUUCUGCCAUUCGGCGCGCACGCAGACUCUGCUGUAUAACUUGUUUGAUAUCACGCACGCAAGGCAGGCGCCCAUGUGUGUGUUAGGCAUAACCAACCGGCUAGAUGUGAUGGAAACUCUAGAGAAACGCGUCAAAUCCCGUUUCUCCCACCGUCACAUAUUCAUAUUCCCUGGUGAAGGCUCCAGCCCGCACGGCAGACUCUUGGACGAGCUGGUGGAACUUCUAUCGCUGCGCGUAGAAAAGGUGGAGAAAGUGAAGAAACGAGCGAGGAAGAAGAGCGUGGCCGCUGAACCAAUGGAAACAGAUAGCCAAAUCAACUCUAUUCCUAUAGAAGUUCUGAACCGUUGCAAAGUAGACCUAAAAGAGUUCUCGAACCUAGACCCAGGUUUCGUGGAAGACUGGAACGCACAUGUACUAGCUUUAAGGGGGGAGGAGAGGGUCGUCGAUGCGUUUGAGAAACUGUGCUAUUAUACUAAUAAUGAGCAGAUUUUUAAGGACAUUUUGUUUCAAAUAGUCUGCACCCUAUCUCCAAGGAAGCCCUACAUCGAAGCCUCCGACCUAAUAUCAACCAUAGACAAAACAGUAGCUCCCGAGCAUAAAGUUAAGCUUCUACAGUCUCUGUCCAUAUUGGAGUUGUCUCUGGUCAUCGCUAUGAAGCAUGGAAUGGAUAUAUUCGACGGGCAACCUAUGAACUUCGAAAUGGUCUUACAUAGAUACACAAAAUUCGCGGCAUCCAACUCGUCAACCCAGACCGUGCCGAGACCCGUCAUCUUGAAGGCGUUCGAGCACCUCCAGGCCUUAGAACUCCUCGUCCCGGUUCGUGGUUCCGACUACGCCUCGAACGAAACUACGGCUAGUAGAAUACAGAAAGAAUACCAGCUGUUUACGUUAGCAGCCGAAGGGUUGAACGAGGCGGUUGCAGGGUUUAAGGCGCUGCCGACGGAGAUUAGCCAUUGGCUUAACAGUGGGGACCUUUAGUGUUGCUCGCUACGCUCGAGAUGCUAUUUCGUUCCUAGGACUGGUCAAGAUAUGGGAAUCUGUAAUAGUGUUACUCGCUACGCUCGGUAUUCUAUUUCGUUCCUCGUUCUGCUCAAGAUACAUAAUAGUGGCAAUCUGUAAUAGUGUUACUCGCUACGCUCGAGAUUCUAUUUCGUUCCUCGCUCCGUUCAAGAUACUAAAUAGUGGCAAUCUGUAAUAGCGUUACUCGCUACGCUCGAGAUUCUAUUUCAAUUCUCGCUCAACAUAGGCAUGUCGUCAU
This is a messenger RNA of Cydia splendana, 1916 nucleotides long. It is a transcript of the gene Orc4, whose product is annotated as origin recognition complex subunit 4. Gene Ontology annotation, biological process: DNA replication; DNA replication initiation. Gene Ontology annotation, cellular component: nuclear origin of replication recognition complex; nucleus. The record is from RefSeq and is a predicted model, not a curated record. The transcript is spliced from 7 exons. Bases 188 to 1636 code for a protein of 482 amino acids. NCBI's taxonomy places the organism in Eukaryota, Metazoa, Arthropoda, Insecta, Lepidoptera, Tortricidae. Gene Ontology annotation, molecular function: ATP binding; ATP hydrolysis activity; DNA replication origin binding.